Messenger RNA from Brassica napus (rape), 2411 nucleotides. RefSeq names its product protein NRT1/ PTR FAMILY 8.1-like. Gene Ontology annotation, biological process: transmembrane transport; oligopeptide transport. Gene Ontology annotation, cellular component: membrane. The record is from RefSeq and is a predicted model, not a curated record. The transcript has 4 exons. The coding region runs from base 518 to 2230 and encodes 570 amino acids. Gene Ontology annotation, molecular function: tripeptide transmembrane transporter activity. Lineage: Eukaryota; Viridiplantae; Streptophyta; Magnoliopsida; Brassicales; Brassicaceae.
UGUGAAGGAGAAAACCAAUUUUUUUUCUUUGCGACUCUACGAUUAUUCACACUUGUGUGUUUUCUUCUUGUUUUUAAUAAAAAUCAAUUAUUAUAACUCCACUAAAGUUCGGUUGGAGGAUAGAUCUUCAAUUUUCUGCAACAUCCUUCGAUAUGGUAGUAAACUUUGAGGUCAAAACAAAUAAUACCCAAAUCUGAAAAUUACAAAACAUCGAGGACGAAACUGCAAACAUAAGGAAAGAGAAGAGAAGAACACUCCUUUCUAUUUUCUUGUGUUUAUAUAAAUAAGGAAAGAGGUGUGACAGUAGAAACAGAGCUCUGCAACUUUUCAAGCUCAUACUCAUAUUCUGACAAGUUCAACCACCCUCAAGUUCUACUUUUGUCUCUUCAUUCUUGGUAACAAUAAUUCUUGGGGUUUUACCAGAAUCUUGAAAUACUCGUAGCAUGGAGUUUGUACUUGAUUUAUUCUGCAUAUUUCACUCUAAGCAUGUACUCGGUUAUUCAUUUUUGUUAGUAUUAUGGAAGAAAGUGAUGUGUAUACGGAAGAUGGAACAGUCGAUAUUCACAAAAAUCCUGCAAGUAAGAAGACAACCGGAAACUGGAAAGCUUGCCGCUUCAUUCUUUUCAACGUGUGCUGUGAAAGAUUGGCCUACUAUGGAAUGAGCAAAAACCUUGCGGACUAUCUUAAGAGUCGUCUGAAUCAAGGCAACACUACUGCUGCGAAUAACGUCACGAAUUGGUUUGGAACAUGUUAUAUAACUCCUUUGAUUGGAGCCUUUCUAGCUGAUGCUUAUCUUGGACGUUAUUGGACUAUCGCAACCUUUGUUUUCAUCUAUGUCUUCGGUUUGACUCUUUUGACGUUAUCAGCUUCAGUUCCUGGACUUAAACCGGGUAACUGCAACAGCGAUACAUGUCAUCCGAGUUCCGAUCAGACAGCUGUUUUCUUUGUUGGGCUUUAUAUGAUCGCUCUUGGAAUAGGUGGUAUAGAACCAUGUGUUUCGUCCUUCGGAGCGGAUCAGUUUGAUGAGAAUGACGAGGCCGAGAAGCUAAAGAAAAGCUCUUUUUUUAAUUGGUUUUACUUCUCCGCUAACGUUGGGGCUUUUGUUGCUGCGAUUGUUAUUUCCUGGAUACAAAUGAACAUAGGUUGGGGAUGGGGCUUUGGUGUCCCGACCGUGGCCAUGGUCAUUGCGGUUAUGUUUUUCUUCUCGGGAAGUCGUUAUUACCGACUUCAGAGACCGCAAGGGAAUCCACUCACACGGAUAUUUCAGGUUAUAGUUGCAGCCUUAAGGAAGAUGAGUGUUGAGGUUCCAGAGGACAAGUCUCAGCUCUUUGAAAUUGCUGCUGAUGCGAGUAAUAUCACUGGUAGCCGGAAGCUAGAGCAUACAGACAACUUAAAGUUUUUCGAUAAGGCAGCUGUUGAGAGUCAAUCCGAUAGCAUCAACGACGGUGAAGUGAACCCUUGGAGACUCUGUUCGGUAACAGAAGUCGAAGAGCUCAAGUGCAUAAUCACUCUUCUUCCAUUUUGGGCCUCAGGGAUAGUCUUUGCCACAGUGUACAGCCAACUGAACACAUUGUUCGUCUUACAAGGAAACACAAUGGACCAACACAUGGGGAAACACUUCGAAAUCUCAUCAGAUUCCCUCUCACUUUUCACCACGGUCAGUGUGCUCUUCUGUACUCUUGUCUACGACCAGUUCAUUGUCCCCUUCGCAAAAAAGUUCACACGUCAAGAGUGUGGCUCCACUCAGAUUCAACGUAUGGGAAUAGGUCUCGUGAUCUCAAUCUUUGCCAUGAUCACUGCAGGAGUCUUGGAGGUCGUUAGGCUCGACUACGUCAAAACUCACAACGCAUAUGACGCGAAAAAGAUUCCCAUUUCGAUUUUCUGGCAGAUUCCUCAGUAUUUUGUAGUUGGGUGCGUAGAAGUUUUCACUUUUAUAGGCCAGCUUGAGUUUUUCUAUCACCAGGCGCCUGAGGCGAUGAUAAGUCUCUGCUCGGCUUUGUCUUUGACAACUAAAGCGCUUGGGAACUACUUGAGCACGGUUCUUAUGACGGUUGUGAUGAAAAUGACGAAGAAAAAGGGCAAACCGGGUUGGAUACCGGAUAACUUGAACCGGGGUCAUCUGGAUUACUUUUUCUAUUUGCUGGCAGCUCUUAGUUUCCUCAACUUCUUAGUGUACCUCUGGAUUUCUAAACGCUACAAGUACAAGAAAGCUAUAGGUCGAGCACAUUAAUGAAAUAAACUGGAUGCCAAGAGAUUUGGUCUUGUGAUUCUUCACAAGGUUAUGUAGACUAUGCAUAUAUGUAAAGGAUAGAUUAGUCAAUACUUAAUCCCUAAUCCCCUCACAUAAACUCUCUAUAUAUUGUAAAAUUAUAAAUAUUACUUGUGGUAUAAAAUAUAUAAAAUUAUAAUAA